Molecule: messenger RNA, 965 nt
Organism: Drosophila ananassae
Lineage: Eukaryota; Metazoa; Arthropoda; Insecta; Diptera; Drosophilidae
Gene: Prosbeta6
Product: proteasome subunit beta type-1
Exons: 2
Coding region: 114-821 (235 amino acids)
Cellular component (GO): proteasome core complex
Source: RefSeq, a predicted model, not a curated record
GAUAAGCACGGGUGACAGCUAAAAGCAAAUGUCAUUUUGUGGAGAACGCCGCUAGAAACUUGCAAAUCAUUUCGUUCGUUUGUUACUUGGCGAGUUAAUUUUAAUAUUCAGGCAUGAGCAAUCUUGGUUUCCAGCAAUUCCCCGAGUACCAGGUGCCCGGCGUGCAGCAAGCAGACUUUUCGCCCUACGAAUCCAAUGGCGGGUCUAUUGUGGCUAUUGCUGGGGACGACUUCGUGGUGAUCGCGGCCGAUACACGUCUAAGCAGUGGAUACAAUAUCCAUUCCCGGGACCAGAGCAAACUUUUCAAGUUGUCUGACCAAACGGUACUCGGUUCAACCGGCUGCUGGGCAGACACCCUCUCCCUGACUGGUCUCUUGAAGGUGCGCAUGCAGGGCUAUGAGCACACUCACCUGCGUACCAUGGCCACCGACGCCGUUGCCCAGAUGCUGUCUAUUACCAUGUACAACCGCCGCUUCUUCCCCUACUACGUGAGCAACAUCUUGGCUGGAAUUGAUAAGGACGGCAAGGGCGUUGUGUACUCCUAUGAUCCCAUCGGUCAUUGUGAACGUGCCUUCUACCGUGCGGGAGGAACUGCUGGAACUCUAUUGCAACCAGUACUGGACAACCAGAUCGGACACAAAAACAUAAACCUUUCCUCCAGCGAGCUGCCUAAGCUCACCAUAGAGCGCGCAGUGGCCAUUGCAUCCGAUACCUUCAUUUCCGCAGCCGAGCGCGAUAUCUACACCGGUGACUCCGUCCUGAUUAACAUUAUUACCAAGGACGGAAUCGAGGAGAAGAAGCUGCAACUACGCCUGGAUUAAGUUUAAUCAGAAUCUAUGUGGUCAGGGGUAAUAAAUGGACUGUGGAAGACCCAGGCUUUAUAAGUUAAAUGGCUACAGAUUGAUGUAUUUCUCCGAAGAAACUGAAUUCAAAUAAAGAAGGGAUCUGUAAGAUUUCAAAACAUA